AAAACCCUCUCAGCUCUCUCAGCUCUCAGGCUCUGACCACCAGAGAAGAUGCUUCUCUGAUACUCUUCAGGAGAUUACUCCAAGGCUGAGUGGGGAGGUAGCCCCACAGCUGAUGGGCUACUGCCACUGCGCUUUCCAUCUUUAUCUUUCUUUUAAUUGGAACACUGGGGAGAAAUAAAUAGCUCAACACUCACUGUUGGGAGGCAAAUGAAUGGAGCAGUCUGACAGGGGAUUUCCCCAGACUGACUACACACCAAUGGAUCUGGACACCAGUUUUGUGCUGGACACACUACAUUUGGCUUAAUAUUUUUACUUUUUUUCAUUUUUUUUGCAACAAGAAUAUUUCUUAAAGGCUCGCAGACUUCCUUGUUUUGUGGAUAUUAACUGUAGAAAUUACAACCAUGUAAGUCCACGCUGUUUUCCCUUAAUAAACUGUUUAUUGGCACAGGUAACGCUGCCUGGGGGACCUUAUGUAUGCAGGAACUUAACCAUUUUUCAGCUGGUUAGACAAACUACCCAACAGAAAAUUAGCAGUUAGUGUAAAGAUUUGCUUGAUGAAUUCAUGUAAAUGAUGAAAUAUUUGUUGUGUUCCUCCAGAUCUUAGGCUCAAUGAUGCGCUCUUUAGUCCUGAUUCAUCAGUGGAGUCUGGCUGUGUUCUUGCUGUGCUCCCCAGUGAUUCUUGACGGGAAACCAGUUGAUGCACUUAGUAGCAGAGCGUGAGUUAUUUCUAUAUUAAUUGUGGUGACCAUUUGAAUGUAAAACAUCUUGGGUAAAAAAAGGGCUUAAGGUUGAAGAACUCACUUAUAGUUUGUGAAGCUGUAUUUCUUUUAAAGAAAUCCUCUUUUUUUGAGAUUAGUAAACUUGACUUAUUCCUACCUGUUGAUUAACUUUAAGUACAGGAGGGUUUCUCAGUUUCAGCUCUGAGCUCAGAUCAGUGACGGCUCUCAGGAACUUGUUUAUGCUGCCAUCUACUGUGCUGAGAUUUGUUGGUGCUUGACCUUAAACUUCACUUGCCACUACUCAUGAAUUAGACAUAUAAACUCAAAACUGUGAAAGACCAGGGGAACAUAUGAGUCAAAACUUGAGCUGUUUUAUAGAUUUUACCUCAGGGACAGGGCACUCUAAUGUAGAUGUCUUAUCAUUUGAGUUCAGAGACAUUUUUAACACCCUGGAGACGACAGAAAUCUAAUAGGCGGGAUCAAUAUCAUGAACCAUGCAGUGUAAAGAUGCUUUUGGUUAUUAUAUAACCUCACUAACUGGUCUGACGCAUUUUUACUCUUUCUGGUUUUUAGGAAGAGGUCAGUGAGCCACGCCCAACUGAUGCACGACAAGGGCCGCUCCUUGCAGGAGUUUAAGCGUCGCAUGUGGCUGCACGAGCUGCUGGAGGAGGUUCACACAGCUGACGAGCGAGCUCCACCUGUGCAGAGCAGAACCCAGAGCCAAACCUUCAGUGGGAAUGCCCUGCCUGAGAAGCCCCCAGGAGCCACAAAGAACCUCCCUGAAAGGUUCAAGCUGGACAGAGACGGCUCUCACCUGCCCCAAGAGACCAACAAGGCUCUGGCUUAUAAGGACCAGCCGCUAAAAGUGGCCACCAAGAGAAAAAAGAAGGUGAGGUUAGGGAGACGCAGAGAGAGCGAGAACAAGAAACGGAGGAAGGCCCGGUCGGUUACAAUUAAGGAGCCAUGA
This is a messenger RNA of Xyrichtys novacula (pearly razorfish), 1686 nucleotides long. The record is from the annotation of a GenBank genome assembly. Lineage: Eukaryota; Metazoa; Chordata; Actinopteri; Labriformes; Labridae.